This is a messenger RNA of Drosophila eugracilis, 2581 nucleotides long. It is a transcript of the gene fzr, whose product is annotated as fizzy-related protein homolog. The transcript is spliced from 5 exons. Bases 513 to 1949 code for a protein of 478 amino acids. The record is from RefSeq and is a predicted model, not a curated record. Gene Ontology annotation, molecular function: ubiquitin ligase activator activity; protein binding; anaphase-promoting complex binding. Gene Ontology annotation, biological process: anaphase-promoting complex-dependent catabolic process; positive regulation of ubiquitin protein ligase activity; positive regulation of anaphase-promoting complex-dependent catabolic process. Lineage: Eukaryota; Metazoa; Arthropoda; Insecta; Diptera; Drosophilidae. Gene Ontology annotation, cellular component: anaphase-promoting complex.
UGCGUGAAAAAUCGUAACAUUUUUGUUGUAAUGUAGGAAGCAGCAGCGGCAGUCGACAAACAAGAAAUCGCGCACCGCUCAAAAACUAAAAACCGCCCGUGUAAUAAGACAUAAACUCCAAAAAGACGGAAACAACAACCCCCAAAAGUAAAGCGGCAGUUGCAAGAGUUUCCCAGAGUGGCAGCGGCAAAAUAAGGGAAACGAAACAACAAGAAAAAAAGGCGUUUGCGUCGCGUCCUGCUGUCCGAAAAUCAAAAUUAACCGUCUUUAGCGCGUAAAACUAAACACUUUGAAUCAUUCAAAAAACAGCAAACGUAUAUAAAUCGUAUAUAUAUAUAUUUUCUACCAGUUUUUCGUAGUAUUAACUUGAAUCAAGAUUUCAAAUUAUCGUUUAUUUUUUUUUUAUAUAUUUUUUGAACGGCUUUUUUUUUUUGCAAGUUUUGUUUUGGUUAAAUUUGUGUUGAAUAUUUUGUGUAAAGAAGGACACGUGGCUAGUUACGAUAGCCGAUAAGAUGUUUAGUCCCGAAUAUGAGAAACGCAUCCUCAAGCACUGCAGUCCUGUGGCCAGAAAUCUGUUCGAUAAUAUCGAAUCGUCCACCACACCCACAUCACUCGACCGCUUCAUACCCUGCAGAGCGAACAACAACUGGCAGACGAACUUUGCUUCGAUCAACAAGUCCAAUGACAACUCACCGCAGACGAGCAAGAAACAGCGGGAUUGCGGGGAAACGGCACGCGAUAGUCUCGCCUACUCCUGCCUCCUCAAGAACGAGCUCCUGGGAUCGGGAAUUGACGAUGUAAAGACCGCUGGCGAGGAGCGAAAUGAAAAUGCCUACACGCCGGCCGCGAAGCGGAGUCUCUUCAAAUACCAGUCACCCACCAAGCAGGACUACAAUGGCGAGUGCCCGUACUCAUUGUCCCCCGUCAGCGCCAAAAGUCAGAAGCUAUUGCGUUCGCCGCGCAAGGCCACACGUAAAAUCUCGCGUAUACCCUUCAAAGUCUUGGAUGCACCCGAGCUGCAGGAUGAUUUCUAUCUAAACUUGGUCGAUUGGUCCUCCCAGAAUGUCCUGGCUGUGGGUUUGGGAAGCUGUGUCUAUCUGUGGAGCGCUUGCACCAGUCAGGUUACCCGCCUGUGUGAUCUCAGUCCGGAUGCAAAUACGGUGACCUCGGUGUCGUGGAAUGAGCGUGGCAAUACCGUGGCCGUGGGUACUCAUCAUGGCUACGUGACCGUUUGGGAUGUGGCGGCCAAUAAGCAGAUCAACAAACUAAAUGGUCAUUCAGCACGUGUUGGUGCAUUGGCCUGGAAUAGUGACAUCCUGUCGAGUGGAUCGCGUGAUCGUUGGAUUAUUCAGCGGGAUACAAGGACACCGCAAUUGCAAUCGGAACGCCGAUUAGCUGGACAUCGGCAGGAGGUGUGUGGUCUUAAAUGGUCACCGGAUAAUCAGUACUUGGCCAGUGGCGGUAAUGACAAUCGAUUGUAUGUAUGGAAUCAGCAUUCUGUGAAUCCUGUUCAAUCCUAUACGGAACAUAUGGCGGCUGUGAAGGCGAUCGCUUGGUCGCCGCAUCAUCAUGGACUUUUGGCCAGCGGCGGUGGAACGGCGGAUCGGUGUAUACGCUUCUGGAACACAUUGACGGGCCAGCCCAUGCAGUGCGUGGAUACGGGCUCGCAGGUGUGUAAUCUGGCCUGGUCCAAGCACUCAUCGGAGCUGGUCUCCACGCACGGUUAUUCGCAGAAUCAGAUUUUGGUCUGGAAAUAUCCAUCGUUGACACAAGUGGCCAAACUGACGGGUCAUUCAUAUCGUGUUCUCUAUUUGGCCCUGAGUCCCGAUGGUGAGGCUAUUGUUACGGGUGCUGGCGAUGAGACGUUGCGAUUUUGGAAUGUUUUCAGUAAGGCACGGAGCCAAAAGGAGAAUAAAUCUGUGCUGAAUCUGUUUGCCAACAUCAGAUAAGGACAAUAAUCCAAGGACCGAAGACUGAGCGAGGCGCCAAAGGCAAAAACAAAAACAAAAAAACAAAUACACAACCAACACAAAAGAAAAGUAAAAGAAAACUAAAACCAAUCAGCAAACCAAGCAGAAACUAACUAAUCAACAAGCCUAUAUUCUAUAUAUAUAAAUAUAUAUACAAACGAUCCUUGUUCAUCAGUCGUUAGUAAAAUUUAGUUACCACAGCAGCAAUAGUUUAAAUAAAUUUAAGUUAAGUCAUUUGUAUAGAAAGGUAAUUAGCAAUUUAUGAAGAAAGAACAUCAAUUAAUGGCUGAAACAAGAACUGAAAACACAAGAAACUAAGUCUAUCUAGGCCCUUAUAUAUAUAUAUAUAUAUAUAUGGGAUGUAAGAAAUUGAAUUAACAACAACAAAAACAACAACACCACACUCACAUACUAUAUAAUAAUCGAAAUCUUUUUGUUGCUUACGUGACGGAUACACAUAAAUAUAUAAAUAUAUUUUUUUUGCUAAAAUUUAAGUAACUAUCUUUAUUUCUUUUCUUUCCAUUUCACAUUUUAACUCACACUCUCAUACACGAACACAAAACAAUGUAUAUUUAAAAUAAAUUUAUACAACUUAAAAUGUGCCCCAAAAA